GAGUGUCCGUUGUUGUGGUCGUGACGUCACGCAGAGAAGGCCACUCAGUGUGUGUCUCAGUCCUUCUUUACAGCUUGGCGUGCCUGUGUUUGGCCCUCAGGCAGGACGAGGCAGGCAGCAGCAGGUCAUGAGAGGCUCGUGAGGACGCUGAGAUUGCUAGGAGCGGUGUGAUGAGCCAGCAUGGAGAAGUUUGCUGUUGACCUUGACAAGGUGUUGGACGAUUUUGAACUGGACGAAGAUGAAAGUGAAUCUGUAGGUAACUAUGAGAAACUGCAGCUACAGUUCUGCCCUGAGGGUGGACCAGCCCCGAGUCCUGCCCCACCUCCUGCCCCCAUUCCCACUCCUGCCCCUGCCCCUGCACUGCCUUCACAUGGGGCAGGGCUAGGAGCCUUUGGUGGGUGGAGUGAGCCCCUGCAGCCCCAGGUGGUUGCCCCUACAGGUGAUGGGGUGAGAGGGUGGUGUGGCAUGGGUCAGCAGCCCCUCCAACAGCCGCCCCGUGCCCGUAGCCCCCCUGAUGGGCAGAAUGACGACACCCAGGGUCCUGCCACCUGCUCUCAGCAUCCCCCACCCAUAGCAAAGGAGGAUGUGGUGGAUGCCAGUGCACACUCAUCCAAUCCCCCUGGCCCUUCUGCCCUGUGGCCUGCCCUUGCCAGCCAACCCAACCUCAGAGGGGGCUAUGUACCUCCUGGAGAUGCCAGACUUGUUUCCCCUCCAGAGCCUCCCCUAGCAGCCCUAGGGGAGGCUGGAGGGUGUGGGGGCCUGGACGUUGUGCCCGCUAGUGUGCCUCCUGACAGGGGCCUGGCGGGUGGACACGAGGGAAGACAUCCAGAUAUCAUAGAUGUGUGGCAGAGCAGUGGAGAUGGGCCACCCCCUGCUGUCCAGCCCUCUCCCAGUCCCCCUGGCCCUCCUCCUUCCAGUGUGGUGGCUGAGGGGGACAGGGUAGGUCAAGAGGUGCCCCAUCUGCCUGAUCUCAUGGGGGGCAGCAGCCUGGAGCCAGCCAUUGUGGUGGAGAACACCCUCGCCCAGCCACACCCACACUCCUGCCCUCAAGAUCCGGCCAUUGUGGUGGAGAGCCGGCCUGCCCACCACCUGCCAGAGGUGGCCAAUGUGCACCAGACAGCAGAGAGCCAUGGCCUUGCCCCACCUGCACCAGAGGCCAGUCAGAGCAUGGCGCAGGAUGAGACAGGCUCAGGCGUGUCAGCCCCUCCACUCCAGGAACACCAACCCUCCAGCUGUGAUACCCCCUCCAACCCAGACCCAUUGGCCCCCACACAACAGGCCUCUGCCACACCACCACCACAUGAAGCCUCAGGACACUCUGCCACACCCCCACAGUCCCCUGCACUGUCCUUGCAAGCCUCUGCAUCUCACCUCACACCGCCGGCCUCCCCUACGCUACCUGCCCAGCCACUCAGCUUCAGCAAGAACAUGGACAUUGGUGAUGCUGACCUUGAUGCUGAGCUGGCAGAGCUGGAGGAGGAGCAGGUCAGACUACAGGGUGCAUAUGGUGGUGUGGGUGGCCCCUCCCCACCACACGGCCUCCUCCAGCACCACCCGAGCCCUAAGGCCAGCCCUGACCUCAUAGGAGGUGCUGGCACAUCCCAUGAACACCGAGAGGAGGAGAUGAGGAAUGGAGAGACAGUCCCUAUGGCCGGCAGCCCCUCAGAUGUUGCCAAGAGCCCUCCAGAUAGCCCCUGCAACCCUGCAGACAGCCUCCAUAGCCCUCCAGAUAGCUCCUCAGAUAGCCCCUCCAGCCCUCCAGACCCAAGUCGCAGCCCCACAGACACCUCAGCUGUACCAGACUUGCCUGGAUCCCAUGGCCAGGAUUCCCCAUUCCUGCAGCACCCAGGCAUUGCAGGGCUUGAGGAGGUGGUUUGCCAGCCCCACCACACCCCUGGGGAGGACACAGUUGGGGAGAGAGGUGCAGGGAGUGCGGUGGAUGGUACAGGUGACAAUGUCUCAACGGGCAGCCUCAACACAGACACCCUUUCCUCCAGUAGCACCCUCACAGACCCUGGCUCCCCUGAAAGGCAGCCCCAGCAACCCCCACCGCAUCACCCACCACCACAGUCACCCACUAGAGUUACACCAGGAACACUCGUCACGGCAGUGUACGACGACGACAGUGGGUCAGGACGAGAGGAUGACCCCUCUGCCCAGCUGCCGGAAACCCCACCUCCACCCCCUCCACCGGGCAGCAGGUCAGCAGCCAGCCUGGUGGGUCACGUGGCGCCCUUCUGGAUCCCAGACGAGGAUGCACCCAACUGCCAGGAGUGUGGCCAGAAGUUCACGGUGAUCCGGCGGCGCCAUCACUGCCGGGCGUGUGGCCGUGUGCUGUGUGCGCCGUGCUGCCACUACCGUACCGCCCUGCCGUAUAUGGACCACAAGGAGGCCAGGGUCUGCAACUCCUGCUUAAGGAUCUUGCAGUCUGGUCAGGAUGAAGGUGGUGAGGGCAAUGAGGGGAGGUGGGGCAGCAGGGGAGAGGGCUCCACUGGUCCUCGCCGAGUGCCUGAUCCCAACAACCCCAUGGACUACUGCUCACGGGUGCCACCUCCCCAGCAGGCCGCUGCUGCCCCCCCUGUGCCCCCACCCACUGUCAUGGUGCCUGUUGGGGUAUUGAAACGUGAGGGCAGCAGCAGCAGCAGUAGUGGUGGUGGCAGCGGCAGCGGUGGGGGUAACACACGCACCAGAGGCAGCAAGCAGGUCAUGUUCAGCGAUGGGAUCAGACCCGGGGGUGACCUGAGUGAGCCCGCCCUCUCCCCCCCUGCCCCCUACUGUAGGACAGGGCGGUCAGCCAGGAGGGUGGAGCGACCCGCCUGUGAGUACGUGUUUGAGGACAACCCAGACAGCAGUAAGUUAGAAGAGCAGAUGAGAGGUGAUGGUCCGCCUGUCAUCUUUGCCAUCCACAAGAACCUGACUGUCCUGGUGAAGCUGGUCAAAUUGGAGUGCUGCGUCGGGGUGGAGGUGUGGAACCUUGCCACGCGGGGCCUGUGCACAGUGGGCCAGGAGGAGCUGGUGGUGCUACUGGAAGUGGCACCAGGGGAGACACACCCACCGAGGGACCUGUUUGCCUUCUUCCAUACUGUCUAUCAACAAGCCAAUCAGGGUAACUUAGUGACAGAAUUGGGCCACACCAUCUUCACGGAGUCUGAGGGGUUGCUGGGGUCACGGGAGCACGGUGGCUUCCUAUACGUGCGGCCCACCUUCCAGUGCCUCCGUAACCUGGUGCUGCCACCCUCGCCCUACAUAUUUGCCGUGCUCAUCCAGAAGUGGGAGACGCCCUGGGCAAAGGUGUUUCCCCUCCGACUCAUGCUGCGUAUGGGGGCAGAGUUCCGCUACUACCCGUGUCCCCUGGUAUCCACUCGGAACCGCAAGCCAGUCUUCUGUGAGAUUGGCCACACCAUCAUGAACCUGCUGGUGGAUUUCCGCAACUAUGCCUACACCGUCCCAGCCAUUGAAGGCUUUGUUAUCCACAUGGAGGAUAAGAAGACCAGUCUCCUCUUUCCCAAGAACAGAUAUGAACAGGUGACCAAGGCCCUGAGCAACAGCAAUGACCAUGUGCUGGCCCUGGGGGCCAACUUCAGCCCUCAGGCUGACUCCCACCUGGUGACUAUUGAGAACGAUGAUGGCCACUAUUCCACCCAGGCCAUCAACAUCCACAGCCGCCCACGCAAGGUGACGGGAGCAAGCUUCAUUGUAUUCAAUGGGGCGCUAAAGACCACCUCUGGCCUGUCUGCCAAAUCCUCUAUUGUGGAAGAUGGCCUCAUGGUGCAGAUCCCUGCAGACAUGAUGGCCAAGCUGAGGGAUGCACUCCAGAACAUGAGAGACUUUGACAUCCCUUGCGGCCCCACCUCUGCCCCUCAGCCUGAUGAGAUGGUGGUCAUAAGGUGGACCAGCGAUGAUAAAAACUUCAAUGUGGGCAUCAAGAGCCCAGUGGAUGAGAAGCAGAUGGAUGGAGUUCCUUCUGUCAAGAUCCAUUCUGGCACAGACUACAUCAGCAAUUCUCACCUCAUUCGCUGGACUGAGGUGUUCAUUCUACAGGGGGAGACCAACAAUACUGCUGACAUCAAUCUGAGUCGUCUGUCUGAGUUACUGGCACGGUCGUUCUGUGUGGCCCUCACCCCACAUCUGUCUGAGCUGUACACCACCGGCCAUACCCGCCUGGGCCUGCGCACCACCCUGCACCAGGAUAAUGUUGGGUAUGAGGCCGGCAGUGGAGGAGCAAGGCUGGCGCCGGCUUGCAUGAAUGACCUGGACAAUGAGCUGGUGCCAGUAAUCCACCGUGCAGCCUCCAACAUCACCCAGCAGCCCAUCAUCCUGGAGCUGGUGUUCCACAUCAUGGAGCAGUGAGCAAAGCAAGAGUAUGCAGUGCACUGCAGACUGGUGGUGGACUUCUCAAUGAUCUGUUAUCAUUACUCAAACCCUCAUAGUUGUAAGUUGCCUCGUUAUCAUUAUGAUGGUCUCCUUCACCACACUUCUUUCAGAUUCAUAGCAUUCAAUUUGUCUGUUUUUAUAAUUCAUGCCUUUUUAAGAGUUCUUUGUCAGAACUUUAGAAGUAAGGCAGAUCAUCUUGCAGUACUCUUUUGUAACAAACUGUGUGUAUGCAGUUUAACUCUGCAGAAAGAAUACUUCUAUCACAGUGUGGAAUGUUCAUCAUUAAUAUCAAAAUGCUUUCCACUGUGUCAUAAAGUUUGACGACGUCAGAGUGAACAAUUUUAUUCCUUGUUAUGUAAGUGUUUUGUUGAAGUUCAAUUACCAGGUGGUGAUUUGCAAGUUUGUGUACUGUUUAACCAGCCUCAGACAUGCUUGUAUUUUUGCAUGAACCUGCCUGGCACUGAUGCUUGCCAUGCAGCAACAGUGUGACAACUGGUGGCUUGCAAGUAGAACAUCACAGUCAGUUCCAUUUUUCAGGCUUAUACCAUGAACAGUGUUGUGAGGGAGGAGGGGGGAGGGAUGGGAAAGAAGGGGGGGAGGGCAGGAGGGGAAAUGACCUAGUUAGAACUAAGGCACCAUGUAGUCAGUACUCUAAGGGGAUCUGGGGAAACAGUCAUGUAAAUCUUCAAGCCUUAAAAAGAAAUAAUAUAUAAGAGCUGAGGCCAGAGCUUUGUUCGACGUAUUUUUACUACCCCUGGGUGGCAUCAGCCUGGCCUCUGGGGACGUUGUAGCUUUGGGUUGUACGAAGGGAAGGGAUGGGAUGGGAGGGAGGAUGUGUGGUUGGGAUUGUAUUAUGAUUCCUUAAUGAAAAUCCCUUAUUAUUUAAUGUUAUAUACUAAUUACCAUAUUUACUGUAUAUAUGUUUUUUGAGGGAUUAUAUGUGUGCAUACUUAAAAAAGUUUAGAGAUUGUCAAAAUGCAUUCAAAGGCAAAAGUAAUGUAAAAGUUUCCAUCCCUUCCAAUACAAGAUAAAUUUUAUCAGCUAAAAUGACCUCAAUGUUUCUGUACCAAAAAAAAAAAUAUAUAUAUAUAUAUAUAUAUAUAUAUAUAUAUAUAUAUAUAUAUAUAUAUAUAUAUAUAUAUAUAUAUAUAUAUUCUUGCCUUGCAAGGUUAUCCAUUAAAAUUCAGUUAGAUAUGCCCCUGCAAUCUUUUUGCUUAUUUUUAAACACCUUAACACCUUACAGCCUGUCUUCUGAUGGAAACAUUUUAGAUUAGAUUAGAUGAUACUGUCUUUUAUUACACCAGUCUGAAAUUUUUCUGAUAUUUCAGUGUCUUUUUGAAAAUGACAGCAUAGAUAGCAUGGUUCAGAACUUUUUAGUUGCCUCCUUACGCAAAACUUUCUAAAAGUUAAUCAGCACCACACAAGAGCUGGCAUUGUAAAGAUCACAGUUCUUUUGUCCAGAGUUGGUGAACAUAAUGUUAUGAUUCACCAAAAUGAAUUCUCAAAAAAUGUCUUGGCUGUGAUUCAUUAAAACAUGCUUUAUGUUAUUGAAUAUUUCUUCGAGAUAGUAAAGAUCACAGGCUCAGGCCAUCAUCAUACCUUGCCUGCCGGAAUGUGUGUAUGAGAGAGAGAGAGAGAGAGAGAGAGAGAGAGAGAGAGAGAGAGAGAGAGAGAGAGAGAGAGACUGGUAGAUUAGAUCAAAAUAUAGUUAUGUAUAUUACAAUAUGUUAACAGACUCCAGCUCCUUGGUUACAUAUACCUGUGCUCAGCAUAAGUGACACUAUUGUUGAUUUGCACACCACCGAAGAUAACUUCGGUAUCUGGUGUUUGAUGGUUUCCUGUCCCCUGCCACACUCCCUGCCAGUUGAGUGCCCUGGACAGCAGUUCCUUGGUUGUACACUAGUGACCCUCAAGGUGAAGUGUAUCGGUUGUUAUGAGAGGACGCUGUAUUGUUGUUCUCGACUCCACAGUGAUUUGAUAUUUUGUCAUUGGUUCUAAAGAAUAUAUUUAUGUAUGUAAUUUAAUAGAGAAAUUUAAAUGUGUGUGUGUUUGUAAACAGAUUUGGGUGAAAAUUAGUGUCAAUAUUUUUUUAGUAAAUAUGAACUUGAUUAACUUUUCUUGAGGAUGGUUAUUAAAGUUAUUAAUUAAAAGCACUGAAAAAUAUGCUAAUCUAAUUAGUGUGUAAAUGUUUACAAAUCAUCUAAUCAAGUAUUCUAAUUUCUUGUAGAUAUUAUAUACAUAGAUUUGUGAUUAUAAAAAAAAUCUGUAUACAGUACAUGGUGUACA
Portunus trituberculatus (swimming crab) is the source of this 6660-nucleotide messenger RNA. It is a transcript of the gene Sara, whose product is annotated as protein piccolo-like. The record is from RefSeq and is a predicted model, not a curated record. Gene Ontology annotation, biological process: endosomal transport. The coding region runs from base 181 to 4350 and encodes 1389 amino acids. Gene Ontology annotation, cellular component: early endosome membrane. NCBI's taxonomy places the organism in Eukaryota, Metazoa, Arthropoda, Malacostraca, Decapoda, Portunidae. The transcript has 17 exons. Gene Ontology annotation, molecular function: metal ion binding.